UGUUCCUUUUCGAGAAAAAAUUGUUCGAGGCUCGUGCCAUGAUAGGAUCAACAGCUUAACAGCUUGAUCGUGACAAUUGUGGCUUAUUUUUAUUAUGCACCUUCCGUUUCUUAUUCUUUGCUUAAGAUCGAUUCUGGAUUAUGAUAUCGCGUUGAUACGUAAAGCUCUGGAUUAAUAGUAACUGGCACAGUAAUGAUACAUUCAUCUUCACAAUUGCCAGCAGCAAUAUUUUAUAUACUCCCCAGAUCAUUGGAUUUAUACAUGCAACAUCACAUUAAUUUAAUCGCAUCCAAUUUUUGAACUAGACACACUCAAGAAAGGCUGUGCAUACAGAGCAAGAGAUCUAUGUGCUCCAAAUCAGCUUGGAUUGAAGAUAGUAUCAUUUUAAAAAUAGCUGAUUUUAAGUUCUCCAAGCGUGACACUUCACUUAAGCAUCAAGUUGCUUGGAAACAUAGACAACAUGCGCAACGAGAUUACAGCAGCGGUGCUGUUCUUAGUGCAGCUGAUAGAAAAAAACGAAAAAUUUAGUCCAGAUCAGCUCGAUUGCUUUCAGAGACGUUUAGUUGAGCUGAUGACAGAAAGAUUCAAAAAUCACUGGUUUCCCGAAAAACCUUUCAAAGGUCAAGGAUAUCGUUGUAUACGUGUAAAUGGGCAUAGUCGACGAGAUGCUACAUUAGAAAAAGCUGCAAGUGCUGCUGGUGUUAGAUAUGAAGAUCUUUCGUUGCCAGUUGAGUUGACACUAUGGGUUGAUCCUAAAGAAGUUUGUUGCCGUUUUGGAGAGAGUAAAGGUUCGUACUGUACAUUAGCAUCAUUUGACGACAAAGAAAAUAUAGUACCUCUAAUUAAGCAACACAUCAAGAAGGUUGAAAAAGUGGAAAAACAGGUGGCAGAAGAGAAACCUGCAUUAGUCAACAUUACCAGUUCUGUAAGCACACAGUCAAAAUCGAAACCUUUAGGCUCAGCCAACCAAAAUCAAGCUUCAUCAAAUAACAACAACUCAUCGUCUACCAGUAACAAUAACAAUAACAUCAGUAACAGCAACACUACUUCUAAUACUAGUACUAACAAUAGUAAUGUCAACAAUAACAACAAUAAUAACAAUAACAAUAAUAAUAACAACAAUGGCCCCAACAAACGUCGCAAUCUCAAUAGCCUACGUCUUCAUCUCAAUCGCAACCGUUCGUGGUUCAAUCAUUCGUUUAUGGGUUAUGGACCUCAUCCAAUGGGUCAACCGUGGUAUAACGUAAUGCCACCUCAUUUCCUUGGUGGACCAUCACCCCCACCUUUCAUUGGUGGUCAUCGCGCCAGCAAAUGGAUACACUCGUCCUCGUAUCCAAAUAACUCGCGUUUUCAUCACUGGUCGCCCAAGGCAACCCUGAAAGUCUAAACUUAGGACGUCACCUGGAUAGAUUAAUUUCUUGGACAAUGGUAUGGGAAAAUCACUUUCUUUUUUCGAUUAUUAGUUUUCAUUUACUAAUUUUUCGAAUUAGAAUUUAAUGUUAUAGCAAAAUUUGUUAAAUAAUAGAGUUAAAUUUAAUUGGGCUUUUCAAAGACUUUACCAUAAAUAGUGCUACAAGAGUUUUAUGAUGUUGAUAUAGAAUGCAAUUCUAUGAUAUAUAGAUGUGAAUUAUUAUCAAAUACUAGAUUAAUCAAUGAAGUUAAUGACAGACUAGAAAUAUUUAUGCGUUGAUUGCAAAAAAAGAUCAGAUAGAACUUUCACGUUUCAUUUUGAUGCAUGUGUUUCUUUUCAAAUUGACUAUGAAGUAUUGUUGAAUGUAAAGUAUAUCAUUUAAACAUUGUUUAAUGUUUGAAUGUUAAAAAAUUAAGAUAAUUUACGUUAACGUUACUACAGUGCUAAUCAAAAUGAUGAUACUAUUAUGAUAUAGGUUAUAAAUUGAUUCUUUCCUGAUAAUGGUUUAAAAUUUAUUUUUCAAUGAAAUUCUCUAUCCAGGCGAACGUCGAAAUUUCUUUUUAAAAAUUUUUUAGAAGAAUAAAGGUUAAUACGAAUAUAUAUUUGAUUAUUUUAAUUGACUAAUAUUUGAAAAAACGAACUUUUUAUAAAGAAAAGAAAAACAAACGAUGCCGAAAACGAAUUUCGUUCCAUAUAUUAGAAUAUCUGGAUUCAAUAUGAUAGCUCUAUAAAACUUGUAGAAAAUUUCGACAAAAAGAAAAGAAAUUAUAGUUUUUUUAUUGGUUCCAUGUAGGAUUACCGCUUUCAAAAUGUUGGCACGAGAUGAAAUGAAACAUCAAUCAUUCAACGUCGUUUUUACAAAUUACAUACUUUUUAAUGAUUUAUUUAUCAUUGUUGUGAGUGCACAGAAUCUGAAAUAUGAUCAAAAUUUAACAAUCGUAUUAAUCAUAAUUUUUUUUUUUUUAGAGAAAUCUCUUUUUUUCCGCGAAAGCAAAAGCUUGAAUGUAGUUCGCAUAAGACAAAAAAAUAAGAAUUUUAAGCUUUAUUUAAAUCCUAUUCUAUUAUGGGUUGGUUUAUAAAGGGCUAUUAAUGUUUAAUUUACUUAAGUUGGAAAUACAUAAGGUGUUAUGAAUGCAUAUUCUAAUCAUAGAUUUUACGUAUUACCGAAUCAAAAUUUCGUAGUUUGAAAAAGCAAACGGUGACAAAUUACAAAAGAAAGAAUAUUACCUGCUUAUUUACUUUGGUAAUUAAGAAAAAACAAACUAAUUUCUACGUCGUAAGGUUUUCGGAUUUCUUUUAAAUCUACUUAAAAAAUUAGAAAUCAGAUUUCUCUACUUUUAUAAUAAAUGGCAACGACAUUAAAUGAUCAAUUAUUGUAGGAAAUCCAUGCUCGAGUUACAAUCGAGACUUGCAUUUCUUAAUUCUCAUACAUAAUUAAGAAUGUUGUAUUAUUGUACGUUAUAUAUUAUAUAUAAAUAGUUUGAUGAACAGUGAUUUUACUCCGAAUGCAAAGUUGCUUUAGAAGCAAUUUAUUAGUGAAAUUUGUACAGAAUUUACUGCAAAACGCUUACGCUGGAUUAAUAUCCUAUAUACAAUGUAGUAAAGCUUUGAAAGGAUUUUGUAGUCAAUUGCGAAUGAAAGCAGUAUUGAUUGUUAAACGAGUUUGAAAAACAUAGUAUCUUAAAAUAUGUAUCAAGAUUUAUCCGAUCCGACCUGACUGUAUGCGAGAUAUGGUACAACGAUGUGCAAUUGAAAAAAUAAUUAUGAGAAAGAAAAUGUACUUUAACUGCAAUUCCAAAAGAAAAAUGUACAAAUUAAUAUGUGUAUGAUUGUGAUGAAUUAUAAAAAUUUUAAUAUUGUUUUUUAAGUCUAAAAGAAAAAAAAAAAUAAUUCGAGGGAAAAAAACACCGUUAAUAACGAUUGAAUUUUUAAUUCGUUAACAUGUUCAAAGUUUAUCGAUAAUGGAGUGCGUAAUACUUCGCUUCGAUUGGCCUAUCUUGCCGUUAUGUUUUAAGACUGCUGUAUUGGCUGAUCUUGAAUCUUAGGAUUUUGAAGCACCGGUGAAACAUAACUUACUUUUUUGUCAUAAAUUUCUACUAACACCGGCUCUAAUUUUUCAAAGCAUGUGUUUUCUCUCUCUCGUAACGAUUAAGAUAUAAAUGCGUGAUCACAAUCAAAGCAAAAGCAAGGCAGACAAAGAAAAAAAUAAUAAGACGUGAAUUUGUUGAACAAGUUAAUUGCUUAAUUUAUCGUUCAUUACUUUCCUUUGGAAGUAAAGACGACAAUUGCAUACUUUGUAAUAUAUUGUUGAUUUAUUGGACACCGCUUUUCCACUGCCAUUAUGCAUAUUUAAGCAAAAGUAAAGAAAUAAUAAAAACCAAGAACCAUGUAAAUAA
Phymastichus coffea is the source of this 3807-nucleotide messenger RNA. Its product is annotated as maternal B9.10 protein-like. Gene Ontology annotation, biological process: negative regulation of cell population proliferation; negative regulation of mitotic cell cycle. Bases 461 to 1387 code for a protein of 308 amino acids. NCBI's taxonomy places the organism in Eukaryota, Metazoa, Arthropoda, Insecta, Hymenoptera, Eulophidae. Gene Ontology annotation, cellular component: cytoplasm; nucleus. The record is from RefSeq and is a predicted model, not a curated record. The transcript is spliced from 4 exons.